Cornus florida is the source of this 1722-nucleotide messenger RNA. RefSeq names its product cytochrome P450 71AU50-like. The record is from RefSeq and is a predicted model, not a curated record. Gene Ontology annotation, molecular function: monooxygenase activity; heme binding; iron ion binding. NCBI's taxonomy places the organism in Eukaryota, Viridiplantae, Streptophyta, Magnoliopsida, Cornales, Cornaceae. The transcript has 2 exons. The coding region runs from base 79 to 1596 and encodes 505 amino acids.
AGAGCUCUGACUCUAUAGACUGGCAGAGAGACAGAUAUAUUAUGAAGACGUGGGCAAAGAGAUCUUGACCAUUUGAGCAUGAGAAUGGCCGACACAAGCCUGUGUAAUUCUAUCAUAUUAACCAUGGCUUCAACUUGGUUAAUGCUUGCAUUGGUUCCUCUAGCUGCUUAUAUUCUGCAAGCAAUAUGGUUUACAAUUAGAAAGAAGAAGAAUGGGAGGAGACUACCUCCAGGCCCUCGAGGCCUCCCAAUUUUGGGACACCUGCAUAUGUUAGGGAAGUUCCCUCACCGAGAUCUCCAUCGGCUAGCCAAAAAAUAUGGUCCCAUCAUGUACACGCGCUUCGGCUUCGUCUCCAACAUCGUUGUCUCAUCCCCAGAAGCAGCCAAGCAAUUUCUCAAGACCCAUGACCAUGUUUUUGCUGGUAGGCCAAUUAUUCAGGCUCUUAAGUAUGUGACUUAUGGGCAAAGGGACUUGAUUUUUGCUGAACACGGCCCUUAUUGGCGCAGUAUGCGCAAAUUGUGCACCUUAGAGUUGUUUAGCAGCGCUAAGAUAAAUUCGUUCAUGUCUAUGAGGAGGGAAGAGGUCGGAAUUCUGAUAAAAUCAAUCAAAGAGGCGGCGGCGGCUCAGGAUGGUGGUGGUGUUGAUCUUAGUGCCAAGGUUUCAUCCAUGAAUGCGGAAAUGAUUUGCCGGAUGAUGUUUGGGAAGAAGUACACGGAUGAGGACUUCGAUGAGAGGGGGUUCAAAGCUAUGAUGGAAGAGGGCAUGGAGUUGGCAGUCACUCCCAACAUUGCCGAUUACUUCCCCUAUGUUGGAGCACUCGAUCUUCAGGGACUCGAUAAGCGCUUUAAGGCUCUUAGCGAGGUGUUUGAUCAAUUUUUUGAGAAGAUCAUUGAUGAUCAUCUUCGAGCUAGGGACCAAGGCCAAACCAAGGACUUUGUUGAUAUCAUUUUGGCACACAUGGGAUCUGAAGAAGCUGAGUAUCCUAUGGAUCGUUCCCGCGUCAAAGCCCUUAUGGUGGACUUGCUUGUAGCCGGAAUGGAUACUUCAGCAACAACAAUCGAAUGGGCACUCUCCGAACUUCUAAAGCAUCCGCGAGUAACGAAAAAGGUACAAAAAGAGUUGGAGGAAGUUGUGGGCAUGGACAGGUUAGUGGAGGAAUCAGACCUGGAGAGCUUGAAGUACUUUGACAUGGUGAUGAAGGAAGCCUUCAGGCUCCAUCCAGUUGCGCCAUUACUGCUUCCGCAUGAGUCCACAGAAGAUUGCACGGUCGAUGGUUUUCACAUACCCAAGAAGUCUCGGAUCACCAUAAACGCAUGGGCAAUCGGGCGAGAUCCAAAUACAUGGACUGAUCCUGAGAAGUUCUUUCCAGAGAGGUUUGCUGGAAGUAGUAUAGAUGUCAAGGGACUAGGCUACCAACUUCUCCCAUUUGGCUCUGGCCGGAGAAGUUGCCCCGGGAUGCAAUUGGGUCUCACAAUAGUCCGGCUAGUGGUGGCACAGUUGGUGCAUUGCUUUGAUUGGAAACUUCCAAAUAACAUGUUGCCAACUCAACUGCAGCUGCAAAAUAAUUAUAUCUGUCGUGUAGACAUGUUUAUGUAGUCAAUUCUGUUCACCAACUCUUGUAUGCACUAUAUUAAAAAAAUUUAUUGUAUACUAAUAGCUUGAUUUGCUUGUGUUCAAUUGACUUGGGAAAGAGUAAUGAGAAGUUUAACAAUAAUAUAUAAA